Molecule: messenger RNA, 6738 nt
Organism: Anastrepha ludens (Mexican fruit fly)
Lineage: Eukaryota; Metazoa; Arthropoda; Insecta; Diptera; Tephritidae
Gene: Root
Product: rootletin
Exons: 14
Coding region: 88-6153 (2021 amino acids)
Source: RefSeq, a predicted model, not a curated record
UUUUAUUGAAGAGUGUAGCCAUCAGUGUUGCCGUUAACUUAAAAAUAAAGCAUAGUGUUUUGUUUUUUAUUUGUCACAUCGGUAAAGAUGCAGGCUUAUCGCGAUAAUUUCAAGCAAACCCCUUGCCCAACAACAUUUGAGCAAACUUCGACUGCAAGUCGGUUGCCUUUUUCUAAGUCGAAUCGUAACCGAACGAACGCUCCAGAUAAAACAACCGGUUGUGGUGCUAACGCAGCUGCCGCAUCUUCCGAGACUGGUGCAUUACCAACGCCUAGAAUGUUAAGCCCAACAACACCAGGGGAGCCUACAUCAACGGCUGCCUUACUACGUCAAAAUCAUGAUUUGAGGCAACGUCUCUCAGAGGAGGCCAACAACUAUCGACGGCGAAUUGACUCCUAUAAACAGGCGCAACAAAAUCAAGCCAAUCUUGUUAGUCGCCUGCAAUCGAAAAUACAACAAUAUCGACAGCGUUGUAGCGACUUGGAAGAUCGAAUGCAUGAAUCGAUUAAACACACACCGGUACCACCUUGCACCCCGAAGAUAACAACCGGUCCGACAUCAAGUCAAGUAAUGUGUUCAACCUCAAUGGCAUUGGGUCAAUCAAGCCUGCCUUGCUCAUCUUCGUUGGACUCACCACCAUUGACUUGUGCACGGGAUUUCAUUGUGCAUGAAGAUAGUGGUGAAUUGUGCCGUAAGCUCGAGGAUGAGCACAGCAAAUGUGAACAACUCAUUGCGCAGAAUAAUACGCUGCGACAGCAAUUGGAAGAAUCGAAUCGAACGAAUGAGGCCAUAACUAACGAUCUACAGAAGUUAACUAAUGAUUUUUCCAACUUACGAGAUGAAUUACUUAUUAAGGAGGACGAGUAUAAAGAAGAGGAGCAGGCUUUCAAAGAUUACUACAAUGGCGAGCAUAAUCGCCUUCUAAAAAUGUGGCGUGAAAUUGUUGCUGUGAAACGGGCCUUCAAAGAUACGCAGUCGGCAAUGAAAAAUGAAGUUGGAAAAAUGGGCCUGGAAAUCGGCAGCGUCGCCAAAGAUCUAUUGAACUCUUGUGGUGGCCUUUCAUUUGUUCUACAGCAAGCGAAACGAGCAACUGACGAAGAGCUUGUCGAAUCUAGGCGUGAAAAUAACGAUUUGAGGUCUCAAUUGGCUACCCUGAAGGUGCAGUAUGAAAGCGCACGCCAAGAAGUUCUAGAACGGGAUCAACGACUACUUGAUCUAAUGAAUCAGUUGAAAAAACUUGAAGAACGCUGUGCUCAAGCUGAGUCGCAGGCAAUGUUAGCCAAUCGCUAUAACGACGAAAUCGAGAGACUGAACAAUUCUAUACGUGAAAUUGCACAAGCCGUUGUACAAGACGCUGAAAGUGCUGAUCGUGAAGGGGACGCUGCAGAGGCGAACGAAUCAAUGCAGCACAUGCAUUUAACGCGUGACACUGCCACUGGCAUGACCGUGCCUGCGAAAUCGCCGCGUCGCAGCUCAGCGCGUGCAUCGCAAGCUUUCGCCGAAGGCACCAUAUCAGCAGUUCAAGCCGCACUACAUAAAUACCAAUUGGCUUUGCAUGAUAUGCAAGUUAAAUUUCAAAAUGUUAACGAAAAUUUACGAAAUACAAAAGCACAACUUGAAACAAGUGAAGGCACAAAAGUGCUCUUGACGACGAAAGUGCAACAGCUUACUGAAAAAUUGGAUGCUAGCAAUUCGAAGCUAUCUGAAUUGUUGAAAGAGAGAGAAAGUCUGCAGAAGACACUAGAGGAAACGCGUCAGCAGAAACAACAAAGCGAACAGGGACGUCUCGAUUUGAAUUCUGCGUUUGAAAAUCUUAGCGCAGAUUUUGAAAAGUUGCAGCUAAAACAUGGAAAGCUUCAGAAGAAAAUUGAUUUACUUGAAGACGAUAAAAAAGCCGUGGAACUGGAAAUUCAACGAAUGCUUAAGGAUAAAAAUAUAAUUGAAAUGAAUCUAAGAUCUGAAGAAGACCGAGGUAGCCGCCUACGUGAGGAAACAAUAUCACUGCGCGAAGAAUUGAAUAGCGUAAGCCUCAGUCGCGACCUGCUUGAGCAGCAACGCAUCGAAUCCGAGAAUAUCAUUAAUUUAAUUGAAAAACAAAAAUCUGAUUUGGAGUAUGACUUAGAUAAGUUGCUCUUAGAGAAGUGUGAUCUACAAGAAAAGUUGGACAAAGUGUCGAAUAGUAACACCUCCACAACGGACGAAUUGAAGACAAUGCAAAGUGGCUUAAUUCAAGCACAGGAGGAGCGCAAUAAACUGAAAACAGAAGUAGGUGAACUUCAAAAGGAGAUAGCAACAGUGCGCAAGGAGUUAAGUGGUGUUGAAAAGGCACGCUUGGAGUUGGAAACGGAUAGUUUGUCAUAUAGCGAAAAACUAAAAUGUACACAAUUGGAGAAAGAAAAGAUUCUACAAGACCUGGCUUGUGUUACGCGGGACCGCAGUGAUAUACAUAACCAACUUACAGCCUUAUGCCGCAAAAAGGAGUCGCUCAACGAAGAACUUAUGCGCACGCGUCAAAAGUUGGAGCAAACUGCCGAAACAAAUAAUCGAUUGAAUAGGAAUUUGGAAGAAAUGGUUAAAGAUGUGGAGGAGAAACAGGUUGUAAUAGAUUUGCACGAGAAGGAAACCCAUCGUCUGCAGGAACUGCUCACGGCACUGCGUACCGAAAAAGAAUCUCUUGAAGCUGUACUUUUCGAUACAAAUACUCAACUAGAAGCGACUGAGGAGAAACGCCAACAGCUCGAACGUGAUCUUCAAGAAGCACUGGUGCGUGAAGAGUCUCUUAAAAACACUGUUGCACGUCUAAACAAAGAGCUGGAACAGUGUCACCGCCGAGCUCAGGAGACCAAAACCCAGCUAAUGAACGCUGCACGCGCAGCUGAGAAUGAUUUCAAUCAAAAGAUUUCCAACCUCAAAGCAGCAAACGAAGAAGCGGCUAAGAAGCAUUCGGAUGAGUUAUAUAAACUCAAAACAGGUUUAGAAAAACGAAUGGCACAGGCACUUCAAGCACUACAAACGGCUAAGGAUGAUGAAAUUGAGAAGUUACAAGAACGCUUAGAAGCACUACAAGCGCAUUUGGAAAGUGUAGUGCAGCAGCAUGAGGAGGCAAUGAUACGAGCAGAAAAUGAAAAGCAACAAGCGCUGAUGAUGGCUCACCGAGACAAGCAAGCCGUAAUGGAAAAGUUAGAGGCCACUGUGCGGGAGCUAAAAACAGAGCAAGAAGGACUCGAACGCAUGAAACGUGAGCAUAACGCAUACGACGAAAAACAACGAAAUGCGAUCGCACAAUUAAAGGAUGAAAUCUCUGCCAUGCGGAACAGGGAGGAAGAAAACAAAAUAAAACUCGAAGAAUGCAUACGAAAGCAGGAAAUACAGUUAGCGGGUCUGAGAGAAGAGAGAGAUAAUCUUAAUCGACUUUCUGAAGAGUUAAAAAUGGAUAUACGCCUUAAAGAAGACAAAGUCGAAGGGCUCAAUACGGAAUUACAGAGCGCGCUGAGGAAAGCAAAGGAAGGUGAGGCUUAUAUAGACAGUUUGCGCAACGAACUUACGGAUAGCCGUCGUCAAUUGGCUGACAGUAAUAUUGAGAAAGACAAAUACUCCAGUAGCAACAAAGAGUUGCGUGAUCAUGUGAAGCAUGUGGAGAGCGCAAAGCGGGAACAGGCGCGCACAAUAGAGGAAGCUUUGCAGAAAAUAAACACUUUACAAGAAUCUAAAAGUUCUCUGGAAAACGAACGUACGCGACUAACGACGAUUUUGAAGGAGACAGAAAACAAUAUGAGCAAAACUGUACAGGAAUUAAAUGCCACCAAGAAUACGUUACAGAAAACUCAAAUGGACUUCGCACAAAAAGAUGAAGGAGGAAAGGAAUUGCAGAACAAGUUAGCUGCUGAAAUCGAAUUAAAGGACCGUAGUCAACAGGAAUUAAAUCAGAUUAAAAAGCAGCUUGCAGAUUUAGAAGAAAAUCUAUGCGAAACGAGAGCAGAACUCGGACGCGCACGUUGUCAAUCCAAUCAGGAAGAGCAUCGCUUUCACAAUCGCGAACAAGAACUGCUGGCGCGCAUUGAAGAGGCACGCGGUAGAGAGAAACGUUUGGAGGAUCAAAAGCAUAACCUCGAGGUAUGUCUUGCUGAUGCCACACAACAAAUCCAGGAGUUAAAAGCUCGGCUGGGCGGCGCUGAAGGCCGUAUACGCGCGCUAGACGAACAACUGGCGUGCGUAGAGCUUCACAAACGCGAUACGGAACAUAAAUUGAGUUCAGUUGCGCACACACUGCGACGCAUUGCCGGUAUCCAACCUGAUGGCAGUGUUAACCUUUCGUAUCGUUUGAUAAGUCCAACAAGACGUUAUAGUCCCAUUCGAAAUGCAAUGACGACUUCCAGCUGUCAUGAUUAUGAUGCCAGAAGUACGUCACAAUGUCCGGAUGCUCCUUGUGAUCUAGAUCCUGAUCUAGUGCGUAAAGGUGUACGUAAUCUAAUGCAUCAAGUUGCACAAAUUGAACGUGAAAAGGAUGAUAUGAAGGUUCAAUUGUCGACGGCCAAAAAACAAUUACAGGAUGCAGCAGAACAGCAGUUACGUUGCGACGGAAAAGUUGGUAAACUGCAGCAAAUGCUACGUCACCUUCAGGAGGAGAAGAGUAAUCUGGACACGGAGCGUAGUAUGAAAGUUUCAGCAUUAAAUGCACUGGAAGACAAGUUUAAACAGAAGUGCGAUGAAUGUCAGCAAAUGCGUGAAAAGAUAACCCAGCUUGAAAUGGAGUUAGCAGCAUGCAAUGAGGACAACUCCCAAAUCGAGGAUCGGUUAGAGAAAUGUCGUUCACAUGGAUCGAAAUUGGAGAGUGAAAAACGUCAUCUGCAGGAAGAGCUAGCGAAGGCAGAAGGGCGCGCUGCAAAAUUAGAUCUGCAACGUGUGGCUAUGGAGGGAGAUAUAAAUCGCUUACAGAUGGCUUUACAAGAGAAAGACUGCCAUGUACGGCAGGCACAAGAACGGCUCGAUAAUCAAAAUCGGGCCACGGUCCAGUUAGAAGAACGUUGUUCAUCACUAAAGACUACGGUGGACCAAAUGAAGGACCGCUUACAAAAGGCUGCCGUUACAGAAAUGGAACUACGUGGAGAAUUGAAAGCACUUAAUAAAGAACUCUCUGAGCAGGGGCAUUGUUCGCAAUCGAAUGAGGAAAAGCUAAAACUCCUACAAAAACAAUCACAGGCAGCAGAAAAUGAAAAGCGCAUACUCGCUGAGCGUUUGGAUAAUGCACAAAGCAGCUUAAAUGAGUUGCGCCGCAGUCAACAAGCACAAUUAGACCGCAUUCAACGAUUCCAAGAGCAAGUUACAGAUUUAGAAGUGCAGCGUUCUGCUUUAGAAUCACAAUUACGCAUAGCCAAGUGGAAUCAGGAGGCCGGUGAUGGCGGUGGAAUAGGUAAAAGUGCAGAUAAGCGUGAAGAAGAAGAGCUCAGCCGUCAAUUGAAGACAUCGCAGCGAGAAAAAUCAGAGCUACGCAACAAAUUACAAGCAUUGCAGGACAAAGUGAAACAAUUGGAAUCAGAACGAAAAAGUAAGUUUGCCGGAAGCGGUGGUACCACAGCUUACGAUCGUGCCGAGAAAAGUUCUACAUAUUACGAUCCCGGUGACUAUGACUCCAACCGUAUGGAAAAUGCACCUGGCAAUUAUAGUUGUGGUCUUGACCACACCGUCAUAGAGCAAGAGGCUCGUGACUUACGCUUAAAGGUACGCCGUUUAGAGACACUCUUAGCGGAAAAGGAGUCCGAAUUGGCAAGGCUAAAGGCACGUUUGCACGAUAGCGCAAAGUGCGCUGAUGGUGGGGUGGAUACGGAGCGUUAUCGUACUGCCCAGUUGCAUGCUGAGAAGUUAUUGGACGCCCGCGAGCAAUCACACCGACAACAAGUUAUGCGUUUAGAAAAUCAGAUAUCUUUGUUGCGUGAACAAUUGGCACAAGAAGCCAAACGUCGUCAGCAAUAUAUUUUGCGUAGCUCAAAAGCCAAUCGCGAAAUGCAACACUUACGAAAUACUUUAGGUGACUCGCUGCGGCAUGUUUCACAACAUCCAUUAGACCCAAAUUUGUUGGAAAGCGAAUCUCGACGCUUGGAUAAUGCAGUUUCAAUGAGUCUACCACCGUCAACUUGUCGAGAUUACGAUCAAUAAAGCCGUGCGUCAAGUCUUUACUAUGUAUACGUGUCAGAGGAAAGGACUCCCCUUGCGAAAGGAUUCCCCAAUUCAAAACUGCCACUAAUAGCUUCCUUUUAGAAACGAAAUGCAUUUAUUAGUAUAUUUACAUGCCUAUGAACUCAUAAUACCUAUACUUGUACACAACAUACACAUACACAACAUUCACCGACCACUCCUAUAAAAGUGCAUACAUUUGUAUACAUGCCUACAUACAUAAGCCAUAAUCACCACCAACACCAUAUGUAUUGAUUUAAUUUUUUUUUCUAAAAAACUAUUUAUCAUGAAUUUAUAUUACUCUAGGGCUUUUCAUUGUCUGCAAGAUAGACAAUAGAAUAUAGUGUGUUUACUGCCUACAUUUCCUCAACAUUUAUUUGGAAAAUUAUAUUUUAUUUCACAAAACUAAAACCAAAUCUUUACCCAAAUAUUUCUCUUUUCGCGUCAUUAAAUAUAAUUUAAAUUUACGUAUUAACUGUUGCAUUUCUCCUCCCUCUAGGAGAACAUUGCGGUACAGUUUUGAAAAUUAUCAUUUCAGCAAACCCCACACUCAUUACGUCCACUAUA